Molecule: messenger RNA, 3750 nt
Organism: Trachemys scripta elegans
Lineage: Eukaryota; Metazoa; Chordata; Testudines; Emydidae
Gene: APLF
Product: aprataxin and PNKP like factor
Exons: 11
Coding region: 125-1789 (554 amino acids)
Biological process (GO): double-strand break repair
Cellular component (GO): nucleus; site of double-strand break
Molecular function (GO): 3'-5' exonuclease activity; DNA-(apurinic or apyrimidinic site) endonuclease activity; protein binding
Source: RefSeq, a predicted model, not a curated record
UGCCCCGCCUCCUAGCACGGGGGGAAACGGAAGGGCGAGGAACCUCCCUGCGUGGCGCGAGUUUCCGGAGGGGACAGCGGGGCCUGCUCCCUGUCCGUAGGCGGAGAGCCCCCCAGCGACGCCCAUGCCGGGGUUCGAGCUAGCGCCCGCGGACGGGGGCUGCCCGGUGGCGCUGCAGCCCGGCCAGACAGUGCUGGGAAGAGGCCCCCUGCUGGGAAUUACGGAUAAGAGAGUAUCCCGAAAACAUGCCAUAUUGGAAGUGGUGGGUGACCAGCUUCGCAUCAAACCGGUCCAUGUAAAUCCUUGUUUUUAUCAAUCAUCCGAGAAUAGCCAUCUAUUACCAUUGGAAACAGAUGAAUGGCACUCUUUGAGCCCAGGUGACAGCUUUUCCCUGUUAAUAGACAAAUACAUUUUCAAGGUCCUCUCUACACACUCAGAUGUGGAAAGCACACUAAGGAAAAAUAGCAAGAUUGCUGCAGAUGAAACAGCAAAUAAAUCCUCUUCAAGUGGUCAUCCUAUCAAGAUGUCUUGUGAUCCAUCUUUAGUAGAAUUAACUUCAUGUUCCAAUAACAACAUACAAGUGAAAGCACAUUCUCUAUUGGAAAGGACAGCAGAAAUUCCAAAAAAUGAGACUUCUUCCAAGAGUUCGUUGUUUUCUGCUAGUUGUAAUGAAAGUGAGGAGCUAAAGCCUGUCUGGAGGAAAAGAAUGCUUCCAUCUUGGAUGUUGCAAGGAGACCUCAUGGUUCAAAGUCUUUCAACUCCAGUCCCUAAAAGAGGUGGUGGAGUAACAAAAGGCAGAGGGAGAGGAAAAAGCGAUAUGGAACCAUCAAAGUCAAGAGCAAAUGUGCAGGGGAGAAAACGGUUAGCUUCUGAAGAGCAUUUAGGGGAUUUCAAAGAGGUGGAACAGGAUCAGGGAAAAAAGAGCAAAACUACUGAAGAGGAAGCGACUGUCCCCCCAUCACGGGAUGCAUCGGGAAUACCUCUUGCCAGGGCUAUGAGGAAAGUGGAAGAGCAUGAUAACAAGACUGUGUCACAAAAGAUUGAAAGUUCUGUGGAGAAAAGUGAUUGUCAGCUCCACAGCAAGAGGUCUGAACACAGGCUAGAUGCAAAAAGCCAGCUCUCCACUGACACAAAUAAAAUGAAUAAAAGGGAAAACAACGAUGAGGUUAUCCAUUCUGCAAGCCAACAGAUGCUCCAGGACAAGCCAUCCCACUCUCAUGUUCCCCUAGCUGAGACUCAAGAGCUUGAUUUAAAUCAGGAUCCUGAAGCUGAAGAUUUUAACUCAGCCAGAAGCACAGAUGCUCUACAGAGUUCUAAACAAACCAAGCAGAACAGGGCACCCUGCAUGUAUGGGUCAAGUUGCUACAGGAAGAAUCCACUUCAUUUUCAGCAGUUCAGUCACCCUGGUGACUGCGAUUAUCAUGACGUGGAGGUUGUAAGUCAAGAUGACGAUGACAGGCCUGAAUGUCCAUAUGGAACUACUUGUUAUAGGAAGAAUCCACAGCACAAGCUUGAAUACAAGCACACUGCACCUCCAGAAACUGAAACAAGAAGAACUAGACAGAAAACUACUAAAAGAGGAAAAAGUGUUUUGGAGGAGGACAGCGAUAAUGAUGGUGAACCGAAUGAAUAUGACCUGAAUGACAGCUUUCUAGAUGAUGAGGAGAAAGAGGAGUAUGACCCUACUGAUGAAGAUUCCGAUUGGGAGCCAGAUCCUGAAGACAAAGAUAACGAAGAUGUUGAAACACUUUUGAAAGAAGCACAAAAAUUUAUUAAAACCAAAAAGUAGUUUUGUCCAAAUGAUGUGAAGUACUGACAACGUACCUGUUUACAGGAUUGGUGGGGGUUUGGGGAAUGACUUUGAAAGCCAACUUUACCCAUGCUUGAGACACUACAAACAAGGAUUAGGAAAAAAUGAGCAACAGCUUCCUUUUCUUUUGAUACACAUUGUUUUGUCUUCCCGAUUUUUUAGCUGAUGACGUCAAAUCAUAAAGUCUGGGAUUAUAUUGUGGUUUAAUUGAAGAUUUUUUUUAAAAAAGUCUCUUUUCUGAGGCUUUUCCAACUUCUUCACAGCUCAUAUUGUCAGAGGAAGGAUUAAUGGAUUGGAAUGUAGCUAUUAACAUUCCUCAUGAAUAUCUUUCUAUGCUUGCAAAAAAAUAAGGAUUGUAGACCUACCAUAGGGAGGUGUAUAGUUUUGCUAAGGUGUAAUAUAUUCCAUGCUAAAUAAAGAAAAAGUAACAUUGCACAACUUUUUUUUAUGGCAGAUCAAAUCAUUCUCAGUUCAAUAGGGAGUCUUUGUUAAACCAGUUAUUUUGAUUAGUUUGUUAUUCAGCUAUCCUACACCGUCAUAUUAAGUUUUAACAGGCUGUUAAUAGUGGAUGUCUUCACCUUAUAAUUGCACUUAUUUCUUUGACAUUCCUGGUGUAAAUUGCUAAUUUUGAAAACUGUCUAAAUAACUUGGGGAAAACACAUUUUUUAAAAUGUAUGCUAAAUUUCAAAUUAUGUCCCCAAAUCAAUUCUAGUACCUUUUUUUUUCCAGUCAAUGUACAUUGAUGAUACUUUCAAUUUAUGUUGAAAUUGAAACCUUAAUGGCUGGUUCUACAAACUGAUUUUAAAUUAUGCUGAGCUUAUUUAAGUGAAGCUUGUAGUUUGUUUGCCUAAUGCUUCCCAUUAAGGCCCUGUUUUCAGUUGGCUUUUAACUUUCCCUAACUUUUAACCUUUUCGGACUGAAUGUUUUUGGAAAGUUUCAGCAAAAAAUGGUUUAGCUGAAUACAAGGUUAGAAGAAAACGCAUUGUUUUGCCUGGAUUUAAAAAAUAUCUUAAAACCAUUUUGUUGAGAAGAUCUAGCACAUCCAUGCUUUGGAGCAGGGAUUUGUAAUUUAGCAGAGGGGGGUCUCCCUGGUUUCAGGGAUAUGCCUUUUGCUGUCCCUGUGAAAAUCUGCCCAGAUUUAGUAAUCAGCAAACAUCACAUUUUGCACAUGCUCACUAGAAACUCGUUAGAGUUCGGCAGCUGACUUCUCUGAAGAUUGCGUCUGUACUGAGAAUGCUCCAUCCCCUCGCAGCUCCUGCAUUUGAUCAGGCUGCGCAAGCACCAUCACCGCAGAAUGACUGAGCAUGCUCUUCUCCAGGGGCUCGGUAGCACUUUCUCUGCAGUUUUUUCUCCCAGAGGCCAUGGGUCACUGUGGUGCUGGGUACAGGAACUGAGAGCAGUGAUCUUCCUGGUGAUGCCUAGGCAGUGAGGAGGAGGAGGAAGGGACUUGAUUGGAAUUCUGAAGGGUGAGGCGCAAAGGGCGUUGGGGGUCAGCAUUGUGGAGGUCAACAUGGUUCCACAUGUUAGGAUUGUUUUUUGUUUCCUUUUUUUAAAAAAUGAAGCUAUGACAGAGGAAAAAAUAGCAUGUGAUCAUGUAAUUAAAGAUUGUAUCAUAGCAUGUAUGCACAAGGAGGCUGAAUUAAGGUGGUGUGGGCAUUCUUUAUGCAGGCAUUUACUAACUUUUGAAGGCUUGAUUUUGCAAAUAUAACAUUCUUGUAACAUCAGGGAGUUUUGUAUGUAAUAGUACGUAUACUGGCUUGUAUCUCCCUGUCUGCAAAGGCACUAACGGUUGUCAGAAAUGUUCUCAGGCAUUAAGAUUUGUAAUUUGACAAUUAUUUAAUUUUUUUGAAAGGGCUUCAGAGAAGGAGUUCAAAUAACCUGCUAGUGUCUAAAUCUGUAUUGAGCUGUAUUUGGGAGCAAUAUAAUAUUUUCAAAAAUUG